Molecule: messenger RNA, 1325 nt
Organism: Stylophora pistillata
Lineage: Eukaryota; Metazoa; Cnidaria; Anthozoa; Scleractinia; Pocilloporidae
Biological process (GO): regulation of transcription by RNA polymerase II
Cellular component (GO): nucleus
Molecular function (GO): RNA polymerase II cis-regulatory region sequence-specific DNA binding; DNA-binding transcription factor activity, RNA polymerase II-specific
Source: RefSeq, a predicted model, not a curated record
UUAGACAACUUCAGGUCACAAACUGCUGUCGUCAAAAUGGAUUUGUCCGAACAAAAAACGAGUCUCUCAUUUUCGAUCGAAAAUAUCUUACGAGAAGACUUCGCCCAUCGACGUAGGCCGAAUUUUGUUAACUUCUCCACGCGGGGCGAGUUAGAUUACGAGCGUUGGCCAAGCUCACCUUUUUAUCAGUGUUGUUCGGUGCGUUUCCUAAGCCCCGGCUUUGUGAAAUGUUUACCCAAUAUUCACAGAGUGGAGGACAGAUUACAGAGACCGAAUGCAGCAACAGAAAACCUUUCUUUAGAAGAAGAGAAGAAAUCUUUGGAGGAAGAUAGCUUGGGUUGUAAAGAAAAAGUGAUUCUCCAAGAAAAUGAUGAAAGAUGCGAGAAGGAUUCUGGUCGAAGAUCAAAGUCGGGAAAGUGCAUCGAAAAAGGAGUUAAGCCGCGGAAAAGAAGAAAUCGAAGCCAUUUUACUCAGCGUCAACUACAAUAUCUCGACAAGAUAUUUUCCCGCCAACAGUACCUUACACGCGACGAGCGCACGCUAUUGGCGAGGGGCCUGGAAAUGACUGAACUUCAAAUCAGAAACUGGUUUCAGAACCGGAGAUACCAGAAAAGACAUCGAGGUCAAGAAGAAAAGAAACAAGUUGAACAAGAAAUGUCUGUAGCGUGAAAAAAAAGUAGAAAUUCACCUCCAAGUAAAAUGCGCUUUCAAGACAAAAGAAAAAGAAAAGGUGUCCACGAUAAAUAUUUAUGUUUUUGUGAUAUAAUAUAAUACAUUUAUUUUAAAAAAGAUGGCGUAAGUCCUUUAGUUUAUGUACAUACUGAGUUAACUUACUUAAAGUAUUAUUUUAAGUUAUCGUAUAGACGAUUUUUUCCUAAGAAACUCUAGCAUAUUGAUGCAAUUACGAAGGGUUGUAAAAGUCAGAAUCGUUAAAACAGAGCGGCGAAUUCCAUUCUACUGAAGAUACAUUCACAGUGAUUUGAGGACAUGUUCGCUCUUCCAAUAUCCUGGUCUCGCCCGCAUUUAUAUUUCAAAGUAAUGGAUUUCAUAUUUGCAGAUACUGUUAUUCAUUCUGAAAGUUAUUAAUAGCGAAGAAAAUCGCAGAGAAGUAAAACUACAAUACUGAUGUAUUAUUGCGAACAAGUUUUGGAGGAAAAAGAGAUGUUAUAUUCCUGCAGAAGAAGAUGGGAUUUUUCGUAAAAGUUUUAUUUUAUAAGAAAUUUCAAUCAAUGGAUCAAUGAGAAAUCUCCAAUUUAGUUAAGUUAUUGGCAGAAAAAAUUUUAAUGAUGACAUACUGAAAAAUUAAAGUUGAUAUUUCAAGAAUA